AUGGCUCCUACGAAGCUCACCGGCAAGCCUGCACAGAUCGCUGCCUUCAUUGAUAAAUUUGAUGUCUUUCUUUUCGAUUGCGACGGUGUCCUAUGGCAUGGAAAUACCCUCCUCCAUAAAAUUGUGGAUACACUGGAUAUGCUCAGGAGUAAAGGUAAACAAAUUGUUUUUGUGACAAAUAACUCUACGAAGUCACGCCGCGCGUACAAAAAAAAGCUCGAUAGCCUCGGUAUCCCUGCCGAAGUCGACGAGAUCUUCGGCUCUGCAUACUCGUCGGCAGUUUAUAUUAAGCGUGUCGUCAAGCUUCCUGCUGACAAGAAAGUCUAUGUGAUCGGCGAGAGUGGGAUUGAAGAGGAGCUGGAGAGUGAGGGUGUGAGAUACUUCGGCGGAACCGAUCCGGAAGAAAGGAAGGUCAUGCAGGAAGAGGAUUACACUAAUUUUGUCCCAGACCCGGAGGUUGGUGUAGUUUUGUGUGGCCUUGAUAAUCACAUAAAUUAUCGAAAGUAUGCAAAGGCAUUCCAGUACCUCCAGGACCCCAAUACCCUAUUCCUCGCGACAAAUGUCGAUAGCACCUUUCCCAACAAAGGCAAUGAUGGAUGCUGUUGA
Messenger RNA from Morchella importuna, 606 nucleotides. RefSeq lists its product as uncharacterized. The transcript is spliced from 5 exons. Gene Ontology annotation, molecular function: phosphoglycolate phosphatase activity; alkaline phosphatase activity. Lineage: Eukaryota; Fungi; Ascomycota; Pezizomycetes; Pezizales; Morchellaceae. The record is from RefSeq and is a predicted model, not a curated record. The coding region runs from base 1 to 606 and encodes 201 amino acids.